GUUAGAAUUUUCUAUUUAUAGAAUUUUACUAGAUAUAAUUAUUUUUUGACCAAUUUUCAUUUUUCGAAUUAGUUUUUAAUAGAAUUUAUUUUUAAACGAAGAUUUACUUUAAAAAAUUUAGAAAUAACCGAACUUUUAUUUGGCAGAAUUUUUAUACUACAGUAUUAUAUUUUACUUAACAUUUUAGUUAACCGAAUUUCAACAAUAUUGACAACAUUUCCUCAAUAUUAUCAUUAUUUCUGCAAUGUUGCUACAACAUUAGAAUAUUGAGGCAAUGUUGCGAAUAUUGCUGCAAAUUUAGAUGCUGUGUGUGUCAAAAUUUGCGAAUACAAAUAACAGAAAGAUUUCGGCGCGAUUUGUAAAAUUGACCCGGUUGAAAAAACUUGUACAGGAUCGUGUACACGAUCAUGCACCGAUCUUGCACAUGUUCAUUCACCAGGUCAUGUACUAGAGCAGAACGUGAACAUGUAAAAAGAAUUGGAACAACGAUCUUGUACAAGAAUAAGUGCAAGAACUUGCACAUGUUCAUAUUUAUGUCAACUGAUGGAAUCCACUACACGUGUCCGUGCUCGUGUACUCGAACAAGAUCCUGCACGGAAAAACUUUGUGCAAGAAUCAUUCCUAAAUUUGUUCAGGAACUGAGGAUAUGAGAAUAAUUUAAGAAAUCUUAUUUAUAUUUUCUUUGAAAAAUUCUAAGCAGUAUUUCUAUAAGAAUUGUAAAGAAAUUCAAGACAACUUCCUAAACUCACUACAGAAAGUCUUGAACUUGUUUUAGAAUACUUUUUUACGUUUGCGAGAAAAAAAAUUUACUCUGGGAGGACUCGAUCCCACGUCCUCGAGAGUCCAAAAACUGCGCUUUACAUCUCUCAGCUACCUUAGCAGCUUAUGGUAUUAUGCAUUGGAAACAUAUUUGACGCAACCAAUCCCUGCCUAGUGCUUGGUUACUGUACUGUGUCUUCUAAAACAGUUCAAGAAACUUUUAACACCCAGUGACUGAGAUAUUCCGAUCGCGGCAUUAACAAGAAGUCUUCCAAUGUCAUAAUAAAAAUACAAGUAUUUUCUUGAAUGAUUUAUGUAUUUUUCUGUAAUUUUUGCAGAAUUAUUCUCAUAUCCUCAGUUCCUGAACAAAUUUAGGAAUGAUUCUUGAACAAAGUUUUUCCGUGUGUGUAAGAUCAUGUAUAAUAUCUUUAGUUUCAAUUACAGUUUAUAAUCAAAAUCUUUAAUGGCUGCGCAGUGGUUUUCUGUGGCUUAAAUAGCUGCGCAGUUGUUUUUCGCACGUACGAACAAAGAGUCUUUAUGACCAAUGUUAAAAAUUUCCACAAAUUAUGCAAAAAUAAAAAAAUUAACACAAGAUCAUGUACAUGAACUUACGUACGAUCUUAUGCAAGUACACAAGCAUGAACUCGUGAACUUCAUUUCUUUAGUUACUAUGAAUGAACAUAUGCAUGUUCUUGUACAAGAUCGUUGUUCCAAUUCUUUUUACAUGUUCACUUGCUGCUCUUGUAUAUGACCUGGUGAAUGAACAAGUGCAAGAUCGAUGCACGAUAAUGCACAAGAUCGUGUACACGAUCCUGUACAAGUUUUUUUAACCGGGGACCAAUCAGAAAUUAUCAAGAAAAUCGUAAUUGGUAAAUUUUAAAAACAGCGCCAAAAUUUUUGUCGAUUAUUUGUUUGACCAGUUGCGAUUUCAGAUAAAUGAAAAUCGGUGUUUUAAGGCAUACUUGCGAUUGAAAAAAAAAUUUUUCGAUUUUUUUUACAUUUUUUUAAUCCUUAUAAUGUCAAAAAUACGAGUGUAAAAUAUUAUGAAGAAGUUCGGAUUUUUAAAAAAGUUAUAUACAAACAUAUAUCUGCAUGUACGCAAAAACUAUAGCAAAAACGAUGUGAACAUAAACUUUAAACUCGUUUUUCUGGAAACAGUUUUUUUUAAACUGGUACCCCCUGUAACAAAAAAUCUAAACGAGAUUUUGAGAAUUUCUUUUUUGCAUGUUGUUAAAAAACAUAUUCUUCAGGGGACUAAUUAUCAAAAUUUUAAAAAUUAAAUUUUUUUCAAUUUUUUUAUAGUCAAAGACUGUAAAAAACAGUGAUUUUUUAAAUUUUGAUUUUAAAAGGACGCCAUUUUGUUUUUUUAGAUUUUUUUAAUUCCAUGAUAUUAGUCCACUGGGUAUUCAUGUAUACCAAAAAAAAUUUUGGUAUUUUGAUAUCGAACUGUAAGGAGCGGCUCUACAGGGGGUACAGCAAAAUCUUACAAAUUUUAGACCUCUACUUUGGCGCCCUCUACAAAUCGUAAUUAACAAUGAAAAAACCAAACAAUUAUUGCUUUUUGUAGUUUUAAUAAUGUUUUUUUUGGAAUAAAAAAAGUUUUUAAAUUUAUUUUUAAAUUUAGCAUUUAAAAAUUUGAAACACUCCCAAUUCUUAAUAAUUAUUAAUUCUUUAACGUCUAACAAAUUGAUUAAAUAAUACUCAUUAUUGCAUUCUCUGUUCUUAUAUUUUUGAUUUUGUCUCUUUUUGUUUUUACUUAACGAAUAUUGUAAGGUAGAUAUAGUGUUUGGCGGUCAGUAAAAAUCGUGCCUUUAUAAGCUUGUCAGCUUCUAAAUUAUGCAAAUUUUAUUAAUUAUUUAUUAUAAUAUUCAAGCAAGUUUUAUAUUACUCUUUAUUGUUUUUUAGAAUUUGUGUUUUUGGAUUAAGUUCCGAUUAGCCCAAACCUCCAAUCUUUUUGAAACUGUGUAUAUCCAGGUAUUUUGGUGCGCUAAUUACGAAAAUCAUAGUGAAAAUUGGCGCAAAUGUGAUUAUCAUGGUAAAAACCAUAAAAAAACACCAUAAGAUUAUGGUUUUUUGCAAUUAACUCGUAAAAAAUGUAAAAAUUCAAAAAAAAUUCUAGACAAAAGUUGUAGGUCUCAAAAGAACACACAUUUUAUGUCCUAUACAUUUUUCACCUAAACUGAUUAGUUUUUAAAAAAAGUUCAAAAAACUUCAAAUAUCAUUGACAAAAAAAGUUACGCGGCCUACGGCAGCUUUGCGUUUAUACUCGCGUAUAGCCUUUUUAAAAUUCGAUUAAAUGAGAAUUCUUUUUAAUAAAAAGUUGUGUAAAUAGAAAUUCAGUAAAAUAAAAAUUUUAACACAAAUAAAUUUGGUACCUUAAAAUACUGUAAUGUAAAAAUUUGUUUUAAUGUAAAUUUUGUCAAAUGCUAAUUUCGAAAAUGAAUAGAGUAGAGUGAGGCGUGGUGACGAGUUUGAUAUUCGGAAGUCUGUAGCGAUCACAAAAAUAAAUAAAUUUUAAUGAACAACCUCUCAUUUGAAAGCUUGCGAAUAUUAACGAUUCCUUGACGAAGUUUUUCGGAAACUCAGAAACUUUCACUACUUUACGCGAAAUUAUUUUAGAAUAACUGUAAGGAGUUUUGUAAUUUCUGAAAUAGGCUUGGAUGUAGAAAUGUUUCGUACUUUCUGAAAAAUAUUAAAUUGUACCGCCGCACACCAAAACCAUAGUGGCGCUACUGUCACUUACCUUGUUCCGCUGCAAUCCAAAAGGUCUCUCAGUGUAUAAAUGAUUCUAUUUUAACUCCUUUAUUUAAACUCCUCUCCGUAUUCGCUGUUCCGAAACUAGUUUUGUAAAAUAUACUGAAAUAAUUUUUUCCGUGUGUUUAAUUUUAAGUGUAAAUAGUUGAUUGUUUCUUAUAGCAUUGACAAAACUAGACAAAAAUAAUUAUAUAUAAUAUAAUUUUUUAAAAUGAAAAUUGUAACUAUAAUGAUUUUUAUGGGAUAAUCUUGCGCCUCCUAAAAAUUCGAAAAAUAUUUUAAGCAUGAUUAGUUAAUCAUCUAAUAAUAAUAUAAAUAACAACACUCUGAAGUUACAGUGUAUUAAUUUUAAUUUUUUUAAAAUAAAAAAUACAUUUCCUGUUAAUGUUUUUAGGUUCAUUGUAAAGGUGAUUUUUGACAGAAGGAGAAUUAAAUGUAAGGAUUAACGUCUAAUUUUUUUAUACCAAAAAAAUUUGAAAACUUUUAAAUCAUUUUUUAAUAGAAAAAUAAUUUUUAAUUUCAAAGAAAUUUAUUAUCUCCAAUUUCCUAGAAAAGUCGAAAUAACAUCAAGCCUUAUUUGUUUUAUAAGACCCUUUUUUAUAAAUAGUAUAUUACAUUAUAAGGGCAGAAAGUUCGAAUUCCGGCACUGCGCUAAAUGAUGCCCGAGGCGAAGCCGAGGGUAUCAUCGCGCAGUUUAGGGCUUUCGACUGUUUUGCCCAUGUAAUGUAUACUAUUUUUCUUUAUAUACGGUGGAAAGUACGCACAAUAAUUCACUAUUUAAAAAUAUUUCAAUUGCGUAUUCCAUUUGACAGCCGGCCAUCUUUUAAUUUUGCUCCUCGCUUCAACGCUACUAACGGACACUCUGGAAGCUCUGACUUUUUCUCUGUCUCUCUCUUUCAAUCAAGUCUCUUUUUUCGAUGCCUGCCUCGACAUUUGCUGCACGAGCGAAGCGAGUGCUGCUGGUCGGGGGCAGGCAUUGAAAAAAGCAAAGAAAAUACAACUCACACAGCACAUGAUAUUUCCUAAAUAUUUCUAAAAUAUUUCAUUGAAAUUUUGAAAUACUCCAAUGCGAAGUCCUUGAAAUAUUUCUUAUAGGCGGACAUUUUCCUGUUUUCAUUAACAUUUCAUGAACCUUGCAUUGAAAUAUUAAAAAUCUUUCAAUGAAGUAUUCAUGAAAUGUUUAGGAAAUAUAAUGUGCUGUGUGGGAAAUAUAACUACAAUUUUUGCAACUAAAUAUAUAUUCAAUUCCAUAUUCAAAUUUUCCAGGAUAUUUUAUUUACUUUUAUAUGCACUGACACAUACAAACGACUGUAAGAGAGAGGGAAUUAGAGAAUAAAAGAGAGAGAGAGAGAAAAAAAGAGAGAGCGCGCGCUAGAAAAAAUCAGCUGACAGCAGUUGAACUCGGUUCUGUUGGGUUAAAAUCACGAUGAGUUACCGACCGAGCCAUUUACAAGAAAUGCCAUUGCAUCAAGAACAUUUGUGCAUUGCUACAGCAAUGCACAAAUUUUUGACUUUCUGCUGGGAAGUCGAUGCAGGAAAUACGUGCUUUCGACCGAGGUAUGAAGAAAAAUAAUUAAAAAUUUUUCGGUACAGCUUUGACGGUUUGCAUUAAAAAAAAUUUACUCGUUAAUUCUUACAUGUAAUUCUCAUUUUGUAAAAAGUCAAUUUAAUAAAUAAGCCGUAAGAACAUUAAAAAACGUUUGUUGCUUAUUUAUUUGCAUGUAAGUGAAUUUAAUUCAUUUUGAGUUCAGGUUUAUAUUAAUGACGUUUCACAGCUUGUUUGAUAGAGCAUAUGAUCUAAAAGGUGCUCCUAACAGACGUCUUGCGUUCAAAUCCUUAUGAAGGUUUUCAAAACGACAAGUUUUCUUUUAUAGAUAUGAAUAUAAACUAUACAAAGUAUAAAAAAAACUCUAGGCAGUAUAUAUAUAUAUAUAUAUAUUUUAGUUUUUUGUAAGUAAUUUUGUACGUCGUGACAUUUUGCUGAACCAGGUACUUAACGAUUCUUAAUCAAUUUACUAUCCUGUUAUAAAUUAAUUUAUAACAUUUCUUUAAUUGAUGUUACUGCGUUUACCAUGAACUAAAGUAAAAAACAUAACAUUUUUAAUAAAAAAAAAAUAUUAACAUAUUAGUAACCUGUUUAUAAAAUGUUACCAAUUGUUUCGUAUCUAUUGUAUAACUGAUCUAAACUAGAGUUUGAUAAAUAAGAUAUCAUUGAUUGUUGCAUCUUAAGCUUUUGUAACAUUUGAUUAAACAUAAAGUGAAGUCAGGUAAUGAUUGUAAUUUUAUAUGCUAAAUAUAAAUAUAAAUUAUAAUAUAAAAUUAUAGAAAUAUUCAUUACUUGAGUAUAAUUAAACUGGUUUUUAUAAACUUGAUGAUUCGUAAUUGAUUUAAUGAAUAUCUAUCAAAGAUUCGGUGUCAAAAGUUAGAAAAAAUAAAUUCGAUUCAAGUUGUCAAGGAUUUCAGUGUGAGCUUGUAUAACAUAAAUGCUAUUGUCCCCUUACGAUAAAGUUCUUUUAUCUGUUCCUCUUCAUCUCUUCAUUCAUUCUGUUUGAUAACAUCUCUCUCCUUCUUCCUCACACCCUUGUUUAUUACAUUAAGUAUGUACAUUCAAACGCAUCCCCACUUAGUUUUAGAUGAGCGCGUACGAACGACGGCGCGUUUUGUAUGAACGUAUUACAUCUCGUGAACCGCCACAGCUGGAGGCCAGAGGUGGAAUCAGUCGUCGGUUCUCCACGUUCUCGAAGCGACGUUUUCUCAGUUCGCUCCCUUUAAUCGGUUAUUUUCAAGGCCUUUGACCCAUUUCUGUUCCAAUCGUUGCUUACUUUUACCAUUCAUCAGUGUCUCGAUUUACAACGGGUUGUCUUCUACUACUCUUCGCUUCUUUUUAAACAUGAUAAUUUCAUUAGACUGCUGUAGAUUCCUUUAUCUACAUAUACUAUCUUCUUUAUUAAUUCUUGCAAAAUACAAGUCACAAUAUAUUGUUUAAUAUUAAUUCUAGGGAAACUUCUUUUAUUAUAUGCUAAUUGAUUCAAUCAAUUUUUUGUUAUGUUAGUCCAUUUACUGAGGUAAAUUUUUAUGAGUUCUUCAAUUUGCAUUGACACUGAUGAAUAUCGGAUGAUACCAAUAAAGUUGAGUAAAAAUUAUAAUUAAAAAAAAUUAUCAGUAAAAAUAACAGAAAAUGAAACAAAUGAAUAAAAAGGGACAUGUUAUGAAGACUAUUGACAGUGAAAUAAGUGUAACAAAGAAAAUAUUCUUUUAGUGAAGAUAACAUUCUUUCUUCUCAUAUGUUAUGACUUUGUGGGUGAUUUAAAAAAUUCAUUAGUUUAUACUUUCGAAAUGAAGUUAUUUUUAGUUCUUUCAUUGUUUUCUUUAGUGUUGACAUUAACUUACAGUAGAAUUCUUCAGAAUGACCCUGAUUAUUUAAAAAAUUCUCAUCACCGACAGAAAUUUACAAUCGAACAGUUGCUUAACACAAAAUUUCCGAAAUUGAUAUCAAAUGACAUAGACAUCGAUAUCUGCAAGUCGAAUGGCUUUUUGGGAGAUAUAGCACUUCCAAACACAAAAUAUGAAACGGAGUGGCGUCAACAAUAUCUCAAUAAGGGCUAUGUCGCUGAGUUGGAAAAGUAUAGGAAUGAAAUGUUAAAUGAAGGCCUACAAAUUGAAGAAGAGGGUUUGAUAAAAAUGGUGCAAUUAAAAAAUGGAAAUAAUUCUAAUAAUGAGAAAAAUGAAGAAAAAGCAGUUGUAUUUCCCAUGGAAAAAUUAGAACCAAUAAUAACAGAUCAACUUCAAUACGAUAUUAACGAUAGUAUACUGACACCAAGCAGUGAAUUCAAUUAUCCCGAGAUAAAAGAUGACGGAAUUGAAAUUAGAUUAGAAGAUGCGGUUGUGUCGUCUAAAAAAAAGCAUUCAAAAGAUGAUAAGAAGUUUAAAUUAACUACCAAAGACAUACGGAUUGAAGACUUUACUAGAGAUAAGAAAGAAGACAACUUGGUUACUACUAAUAUAGGAACCUCAAUUAUAGAAAAUUAUACUGAGAAUUCUAAUUCUUAUUUUGCAAGACACGAAACAAGUGUACCUAGUUCAUUAAAGCAAAACACUCAGAGCAAAAAACGCCGAAAACGACACCAUCGAAAAAGAAUCCAAAGAUACAAAAGAGAACGUCUGUUACGACCGAAAUUUGAUAAAAUGGUACAUCGGUCAAUUUUUACUACGAAUUCUGCAGAAUCUUCAAAUGAAGCAGUUUCUCUUCACGACAGGCGUUUACGAUCAGUUGAAUUCCAGAAACAACAGAAACCAAAAUUUUUGGAGAGCACACAAGAUGCAAAGUAUUAUAUUCAAUUCUCCAGAAGUAGAAGAGCAGCUACUGCUCGAAAAGAACGAGUUUGGGACCACGGAGUUAUCCCCUAUGAAAUUGAUGGAAAUUUCUCUGGAGCCCACAAAGCUCUAUUUAAACAAGCCAUGAGACAUUGGGAGAACUUCACUUGUGUAAAAUUUGUCGAAAGGAUUCCAAGAGAACAUCCUAACUACAUAGUUUUUACAGAAAGAUCUUGUGGAUGCUGUUCAUUUGUCGGUAAAAGAGGAAAUGGACCACAAGCAAUCAGUAUUGGAAAAAAUUGUGAUAAGUUUGGAAUAGUCGUUCAUGAACUGGGUCAUGUGGUUGGCUUUUGGCAUGAACAUACAAGGCCCGACAGAGACCGUCACGUACAGAUAAUUAGAGACAAUAUUAUGAGCGGUCAGGAGUACAACUUUAAUAAAUUAACCGAAGAGGAAGUAAAUUCACUUGGAUUACCGUACGAUUAUGACUCUAUAAUGCAUUAUGCUAAGAACACUUUUUCUAAAGGAACUUAUUUGGACACAAUUUUACCUAUGGAAAUGUACGGUAAAAAGAGACCAGAAAUUGGACAAAGAAUUCGUCUCAGCGAGGGAGAUAUUGCUCAAACCAAUCUUUUGUAUAAGUGUUACAAAUGUGGGAAAACGUUUCAAGAAAACAGCGGAAGUUUCGGUUCUCCAAAUCAUCCAAACAGUUCUCCAAUCCUGGAUGGAGAACGUUGCGAAUGGCGAAUAACAGCAACACACGGAGAACGCAUUGUUUUAAAUAUUUCUUCACUAGACAUUUUUAAAAGUGAUUACUGCCGUUCGGAUUAUUUAGAAAUACGAGAUGGUUAUUGGCAUAAGAGUCCGGUAUUAGGACGGUUUUGUGGAACUGGGAACAUUCAUGAAUCUAUCAUUUCAACUGGAAGUAGAAUGUUGGUAACAUACAUUACAUCAAAUCGACAGAGUGGUCAUAGAGGAUUCACUGCAAACUAUGAGGCAGUAUGUGGAGGUGAUGUUGACUUAGAAGGCGUAGGUCAUUUGGAAUCACCAAACUAUCCUGAAGAAUACCAAUCAAGUAAAGAAUGUAUAUGGAGAUUAUCAGUUCCUCAAGACUAUCAAGUAGCUUUAAAGUUUCAAUCCUUUGAAAUAGAAAAUCACGACAAUUGUGUUUACGACUUUGUUGAGAUUCGUGAUGGACAUGACGCAGAUUCUCCUCUUAUUGGUGUUUAUUGUGGUUAUAAAAUACCACCAGAUAUUCGCUCAACUGGAAGUAAGCUGCUGGUUAAGUUUAUCAGCGACAGCUCUGUACAAAAAGCUGGAUUUUCAGCAAUAUUUAUGAAAGAGUUUGAUGAAUGUGCACUUACUGAACAUGGUUGUGAACAUGAUUGUAUUAAUACAUUAGGAGGAUAUGAAUGCUCAUGUAAAGUUGGAUUUGAACUUCACUCAGAUGGCAAACAUUGCGAAGAUGCUUGCGGAGGUAUAUUUGAUUUUAAGAAUGGCACUAUAACCAGUCCCUCUUUUCCGGAAUCAUAUCCUGGUAAUAAACAUUGCAUUUGGGAAAUUAUUGCGCCACCACAGUACAAAAUAACAUUAAAUUUUACACAUUUUGACUUGGAGGGUAAUAACGUGUAUCAACAAGAAUGUGAAUAUGAUUGGGUUGAGAUAUCCAGCAAACUCGGAGAUGACAUUUUAAUAAAACAUGGUACAUACUGUGGAACUAGAUUACCACCAUUAUUGACAUCAGAAGGCAACACAUUUAAAGUUGUCUUUGCUUCUGAUAACAGUUUACAAAAGUCUGGAUUUGCUGCUACAUUUUCUACAGAUAUGGAUGAAUGUGCUAAUAACAAUGGGGGAUGUCAACAUGAAUGUAAAAAUACUAUAGGUUCUUAUCAAUGUUCUUGCCAUAAUGGUUUUACUCUCCAUGACAAUGGUCAUGACUGUAAAGAAGGCGGAUGCAAAUAUGAAAUAACUGCUUCUGCAGGCACCAUAACAUCACCAAAUUAUCCUGAUUAUUAUCCUGGUCGUAAAGAUUGCGUAUGGCAUUUUACAACGACUCCUGGCCAUCGAAUUAAACUGAUUUUCAAAGUGUUUGAAAUGGAACCUCACCAGGAGUGUGCAUAUGACCAUGUUGUUAUUUAUGAUGGUGAUUCUCCAGACAGUCAUAUAUUAGGUCGUUUCUGUGGUAAUAAAGAGCCUUAUCCUAUUUUGGCUACUGGAAAUCAAAUGUAUAUGAUAUUUAAAAGUGACUCUUCAGUUCAAAGAAAAGGUUUCUUGGCUACACAUAUGACUGCCUGUGGAGGUCAUUUAGUUGCAACAGAGCAAGUAAAUUACUUAUAUUCCCAUGCUAAAUAUGGCACGCAUAAUUAUGAUCCUAAAACUGAUUGUGAUUGGAUUAUUGAAGCCCCAAAUGGCAAAAAUGUUCACCUUGCAUUCAUAUCUUUCAAUUUAGAAGAUGAACUAGAAUGCAGUUAUGAUUUUGUUGAAAUUCAUUCAGGUUUAGAUUCUUCAAGUCCAAGUUUUGGUCGUUUAUGCGGCAACACAAAUACAUCUGACAUUAUCUCAAUGAACGAAGCAUUGUUAAUACGAUUCAGAACAGAUGAUACUGUAGCAAACAAAGGUUUUGCAGCAACUUUUAUAGCGAUUGAUAGACAAGAUAGUGAAGAAAUUCUUGGUGGAAAAGAAGAUGAGGAAAUCCAAAAUCUCUAACCUUAAUAGAUAAAUUGUACUGUUACCUUAAGUUCCCAAUUAAAGGAAGAGAUUCAAAUUGUAAUUGUAUAAAUUUUUAUCUACUUCACAAAAUGCUUAAACAGUGGGUCGAAAAGAAAAGUGUAAUGAAACAUAAAGAAUAAUUUUUUAUUAUUGUCUAUACAUAAAAACAAAAAGUAUUAACAUUACAACUAAUCUCUGACUUGUAAAAAAUAUAUAAAUGACUUGUAUAAAACUCAUGCCAUUACUUAAAAUUACGAUUGUAGAUGAUAUACGAUAUACGAUAUAAUGAUAUACUCAUAUAUUACGUACAAAUUAUUAUGCAAGUUGAAACAAGAUCUUGAACAUUUUUCUGUACUAGAUCUGUAGCUGAACUCCUAUCAGUUCUCAUCAGUUCCUGUACAGGAAAUUGAAAACAUUCAGCAUAACACAUUGGAACAAGUUUCAUCACUUCUUAAACGAAUUAUUAUCAAAAAUCAAAACAACCAAGAUUUUCUUUCAGGAUUGUAUUAUAGAACAAAAAAACGAUAUUUCGAGCAAAAAUAAAAAUAACCCAUCAGUCCCUUCUUAAAAAAUUUGAUUUUUUCUUUAAAAUCGGGUAAUUUAUCACUUUAAAAUAUAUUCAUGCAAAUAAUUAUCAGAAAAAUGAAUAUAGGAAUGUAUAUAUGAGGUAAAAAUCCUGUAGCUGCAUUUGACCCUUUUUUGAAAAUAAAAAAUAAUUUUUGACUUUUUUUCAAAAUCGAUUACUUUUUUUCUUUUUCAAAAAAAGAAAAAAUUGCAGAUUUUUUAAGAGUUUUAAUUUAAGAAUUUUUUUUUUUAUUUGAUACAAGAGCGUAAAUUUCUCACAAAUGUAACCAAUAUUGGAUUAUGUGGAAUGUUUACUAAUCUUUUACGGAUUUCAAAUCUCUAAACCUUAAAAUCGUAGUUGCUCCCUUUUUCAAUAUUUUUAUAAUUUACAUUUCCCACUAUGAAAAAAAAUCGUUUUACUUAAAUGUAAAUAUCUUUGGUUCCAGUGGACGGAUUUUAAUUUUCUUUUUUUUAAAUUAAAGGUAAUUAAUUUUCCAAACAACUAUCUAUAGAAUAUUUUUCAAUACUGUACCGUUUUCUUAAAAUAAAUUAUUAAAAUAGA
Messenger RNA from Leptopilina boulardi, 11662 nucleotides. RefSeq names its product tolloid-like protein 2 (gene tok). NCBI's taxonomy places the organism in Eukaryota, Metazoa, Arthropoda, Insecta, Hymenoptera, Figitidae. The transcript is spliced from 15 exons. The coding region runs from base 6850 to 10533 and encodes 1227 amino acids. The record is from RefSeq and is a predicted model, not a curated record. Gene Ontology annotation, biological process: proteolysis. Gene Ontology annotation, molecular function: metalloendopeptidase activity; calcium ion binding; zinc ion binding.